Medioppia subpectinata is the source of this 1193-nucleotide messenger RNA. The record is from the annotation of a GenBank genome assembly. Lineage: Eukaryota; Metazoa; Arthropoda; Arachnida; Sarcoptiformes; Oppiidae.
AUGGUACUACAAAACGUGAUUGGCGUGACUAUGAUUGAAGUGUCGAUGAAUUGUAAUAGUAUAUUAGCGGAACCGCCGUCGAUGUGUGACACAGAUAUCGACGAUUUGAUACAACACUCUCACGACAACCAAAGCAAUGAUGACUUUCCAUCUGAAUAUUGCGAUGACUUCGAAGAAUAUGAAUCAGAUUUCGAGGAAGAAGACGAAGAAGACAACGAAGACAACGACCGCAACAGCAAACAACACACUCAACACAUAUCUGACGAAGAAGAAGAAAAAGUUGAUUCUCCUUUACAAGAUGAAGUGGAACUGAAGAGGAAUGAAGUGAUGAAUAGGAGUAAAGAACUGCUGGAAAUAAUCAAACUUGAUAAAAUAUUAUUCACAAAUUUUGAUUUGCCACCAAUUAAUUACGAUAUGUUUAUCAAGACAUUUGGUCGCAAAGACGCAAAACAAGUCUCGUGUCAGACCAUUGAUCGCGAAGAUAACGAAACACAAACCGAUUCAUUGGAAAUAUGCACAAAAUGGACACAAAAUCCUUCGGCGACGCGAUUAGUGGCCGGAAAUGAGAGCCAAUUAAAUGAUAAAUUGUCUUCAAAUUCAUAUCCAAUUCCUAAAUCAGAAAAAGUACUGAUUUGUCGGUCGCAUAUAAUGAGCGCUUUUGCUGAACAAUAUUUAGUGGUCGGCGCUAUGAUUGACGGCUCGCUAGCGCUUUGGGAUCUCAACGAAGUCUCCAAUUCUUUUAAAGAGAUUAUAAUCGAUAACCAAAUGUUUGUAUUGAGGACUCCAUCAUAUAAUUCCGCGCUUACGGCCACUGAACACAACUGUCCGGUUGUGGCCAUUAAAAAGCUGUCGUACAGCGAAUCCAACGAUGAAUCCAUUCAUUUUCUAACUGUUGAUGAAAAUGGGAUUCUAGUUAUUUGGGCCAUCCAUGACAUCAAAGGCGUUGAUUUGGACAUAAAGUCACUGAAGAUAACAACCCUCGAGUGUCAACCAAAUGAUUGGUCAAACUUUUACUGCGGAACAGAUAAUGGUUUAGUUAUUCGUCACACAAGACAACAAGAAUUGAUCACAAAAUUGCCAAAAGUUUACCAAAAGAGUCAAAUGAAUAGUUUAUGGACUAAAGUAGCGAUUAUUAACAAUGAAUGUAUGGAAAGGACUUAAAACAUGCUUGACGUUUGGAUGCGAUUGCGGGC